Messenger RNA from Acanthopagrus latus (yellowfin seabream), 2201 nucleotides. It is a transcript of the gene gnl3, whose product is annotated as guanine nucleotide binding protein-like 3 (nucleolar). The transcript is spliced from 15 exons. NCBI's taxonomy places the organism in Eukaryota, Metazoa, Chordata, Actinopteri, Spariformes, Sparidae. Gene Ontology annotation, cellular component: nucleolus. Gene Ontology annotation, molecular function: GTP binding. Bases 133 to 1779 code for a protein of 548 amino acids. The record is from RefSeq and is a predicted model, not a curated record.
GCUCAGCAGGUGGCGCCACUUGCUGACAAAAGCGGAAGUGACCAAACAUCGAAACUUGUUCGCUUCUCCACGUGUGUGAGAGCAGAGCAGAGCAGAGCAGAGCAGUCACAUUUGCAGGUCCGCAACUCCACGAUGAAACGACCAAAGUUAAAGAAAGCAAGUAAGCGGAUGUCAUGUUCCAAACGUUAUAAAAUACAGAAAAAGGUCCGGGAGCACAACAGAAAGUUAAGAAAAGAGGCAAAGAAGAAGGGAGUGAGUAAACGUCCGAAGAAGGACCCCGGUGUGCCUAGCAGUGCUCCCUUCAAGGAGGAGAUCCUGAGGGAGGCAGAGCAGAGGAGGCAGCAGAUUGAAGAAGAAAAACAGAGAAAGAGACAAGCUAAAAAGGAGGAGCGGGCCCAGAAAAGGAAAAGGGAAAAAGAGCCUGCAAGUAAAGAAACAGAACCCAAGGUCAAGAGGGUUCGACAGGAUGAGGAUACAGCGAAACAGACGACCCCAAACAAGAACUCAAAACAGUACCUCUGCUCCGAAUUAAACAAGGUAAUUGAUGCAUCGGAUGUAGUGAUAGAAGUCCUCGAUGCACGGGAUCCUCUGGGGUACAGGUGUCCACAGCUGGAGGAGGCGGUGCUGCGAAGAGAAGGCAACAAGAAGCUGCUUCUGGUUCUUAACAAAAUAGAUCUGGUACCAAAGGAAAAUGUGGAGAGGUGGAUCCAGUGUUUGCAACAGGAGUUUCCAGUGGUGGCAUUUAAAGCAUCAACCCAAAUCAAGGACAAAACAGUGCAAGCCAAGAAGAGCAGGAUAGUUGCCUCCAAUGAAGUCCUGGAUAAAUCGAGAGGAGCAGCCUGCUUUGGAAACACUUUACUCACUGAGCUCCUCACAAGUCUGGCUGCCAGUAAACAGAAUGAAACAUCACUUAGAGUGGGUGUAGUUGGUUUUCCUAAUGUGGGGAAGAGCAGUCUCAUCAACAGUUUAAAGGGGGUCCUUGCGUGCAAUGCUGGUGUCAAGAGAGGCAUCACAAAAUCAAUGCAGGAAGUGCACAUCUUGAAGAAUGUGAAGCUAAUAGACAGCCCGGGAGUCAUAGCCUCAUCGUCCAACCCACCAGCCGCAAUGGCUCUGAGGAGUCUGCAGGUGGAGGAAGGCCAGGAGAGUGUGCUGGAGGCUGUCAGGACUCUGCUCAAACAGUGUGACAAGACUCAGAUCAUGCUUCAGUAUACUGUCCCUGACUUCAGGAACUCUCUGGAGUUUUUAAGCUUGUUUGCCAAAAAGCGUGGAUAUCUGCAGAAAGGGGGAAUCCCCAACACAGAGCAGGCAGCCACAGCGUUCCUUGCCGAUUGGACAGGAGCCAAGAUGAGUUAUCACUGUAAGGCACAGGAGAACCGCAGCCUGCCCGCCUACAUGUCCGAUGCUGUGGUUGCUGAGAUGAAGAAUGGCUGGGAUCUAAACCAACUGCAAAGGGGCAACGAGGAAACACUGAAAGGUAUUAAAUUCCCAAACCAGGCCAGCAGUAUCAGCAUUAUCUCCAAAGGCCCGACUGCUGGUCUGCUGAAUGUCAGCGACAUCUCCGAAGAUAAACCUGGCGCUGCGGCCACAGAGACAGAAGCAGAGCAGAAUGAUGAGAAUAAUAAGCCUGAACAAACCACUGAGGAGGCAAAUGAAACGGUAGAACCAGAGAAACAAAAGGAGCCACUCAAAAAACAACCAGGCCGUGUGCAGUUCCAGUCUGUCCCCAUUGACACCAGCCUCUCUACAGAUGCCUAUGACUUCAACACAGAUUUUAAAUGAGCUUUGCCUUCACACUGUUUAUGAUUAUGUGCCUAUGCUCAUGUGGUCUGGUUGACAUGCAGUCCUGGAUCUGUCAGCAUACACGAACAUGCUGUCAGAAAAAUGUUGAUUCAGUUUGAAGGCACUGCCUAGUUGAGUUAUUUCAGGCUGCUCCUUGGCGUUAUUAACCUGGGAGACAGCGUCCAGGCAAGAAGUAACUUCCCAUCCUAGACUACAUUUUUCAGUCGAUGGCUACAUUGAACUUUAUAUUGCUAGGACUAAUCCCUUCCAAGGAGAUGGAUUUAUCUAUUAAGUGGUUAUGUAUGUGUAUAUAUCCACUGAUGGCCGUUUUAAAUGUCCUGAGGUCAUUUGUAAUUUUGUGUUUAUGCAGAAUACUGUAAAUAGACAACAUACUAUACAUGUAAUAAACCCUCUACAAAGUC